This is a messenger RNA of Canis lupus familiaris (dog), 1799 nucleotides long. RefSeq lists its product as uncharacterized. The transcript has 2 exons. Bases 276 to 1196 code for a protein of 306 amino acids. The record is from RefSeq and is a predicted model, not a curated record. NCBI's taxonomy places the organism in Eukaryota, Metazoa, Chordata, Mammalia, Carnivora, Canidae.
GGGCCGGCGAGGCAGGCAGGUGAGGCGGACACAGCAGGCGUGGUAGGCAGGCUGGCCGCUGAGGCCCACUCUGGCCGGGAGCCUCGGCUGGUUCCACUCAAGGGCAGACGGGCAGCAGAAGUCAGGGGCACGAACCAGCAAAUGGAAACAGCACGACAAGCGGAGGGACAGCAGAAGGGCCAGGGGAGAAAGCUACGGUCCUUGCCAUUUAACGUCGCUCUUCUCCCGUUUGGAGGAAGGAGUCGUCUACACCAGCAGCAAAGCCCGAACGGCAGAUGUGCCACAGCAGAGGGACCGACGCUGAGAGGCAGGGCCGGGUCGGAGCAGGGGUUCCAUGGAAGCCUGGGGGGAACAGGGGCUACCAACCACGUUCUGUGGGAGACCCUGGAGGACACGCAGGUCACAGGAGGGAUGACAGAGCCAGCAAGGGGAGGCUCCUCUGCAGGACGGGGCUGGCAGACAGUGGUGCCAUGGGGACCCAAAGUGUCAUCACAGUCCCCCUGUUAGAGAGGGAGCCCACGAGGGCCAAGGUCUGGCUCGUAGUUGGUCCGCUGGCUCCGAGGACCCACGCAGCCCCGUUUCCUGGCCCCUGGAGAUCACCGGCUCUUGCACGCACCUCGUGGUUAACAGAAGCCCCACGUUGGUUCACACUCCAAGACGUGGGAGCUCUCGUAACAAUGAGACCAAGUAAAAGCCACCCAAAGUGUACCCCUCCCUCUGCUCGUCAGAAUGACAGCCCCCGAAGAAGUCUUCGCCCUACUCCCCAGACGCUGAGAGCCCAUCCGGUUCCGUGGCAAAGGAGAAAUAAGGCUGCAGACAGAAUGAAGGAGUCUAAUCAGCUGCCUUCGAGUCGGGGAGAUGAUUCUGGAUCAUCUGACUGGGUCCAAUGUGAUCACAGGGGGUCCCCCGAGGUAGAGAGGGGCACGGGAGGGGCGAGGGAGAGAAGAUGUGACCCCAGGGGAAGGCAGGGCGAGGCCGAGGGAGGGGGCCUCGGGGGAAGGAGCAAGGCCGGCCUGCAGAAGGCGGAGAAGGUUCUCCCCCGGAGCCUCCAAGGGGGAGCGCGGCCUCGCCCCACCGAGGCUCCAGCCCAGGGAGGCUCAUUUUGGGCCCAUGACCUCCAGGACUGUCGAAAAAUAUGUUUGUGGGGCUUCAAACCACGAGGUUCACAGGAUUCAAUAAGCAGCAAUAGGAAAUAAUAUAUCACCCCCCACCCCCGCCCGGGCCAAGGCCGUAUAUGAGAGGCCAUGCUUCGUCCUGGGGAAAUAGCGGAGACCGCACACCCUGGAGGACAAAGGCCGCAGCGCCGGUGGCCCCUCUCGCGUGCCCAUCCGAGUGACUCGUGCUGCCCUCGGAGGCACAGACCCCGGGGGAGGGGGGAUAGAGACCACGGUCCCGCGGGAGCUAAUCCGCCGGGCGUGAGUCCUCGGCUGGCCCAGAGCGACGCGGCCUUGGACCUGUGCUGCGUGGCAGGCUCUGCCACCAACCCCGCGGGAGGAUCCGGAGUCCGGCUCCGGUUCACUCUCCGGGCCUCGCGCCAUGGCUGGGUUUAGGCUCCUGCCCUCUGUCCUCACGCAGUCCUGCCGACGGGUCAUCCUGGAGGUCACUGUUCGGGCCGCGCCCCUGAGGCUCUCAUGCUAACCGGACCCCACGAGCGAGAAGCUGCCGGUGGCUCCGAGGUCUCGGUGCGAUGCGUGCCCCCAGGGGGUGAGGGCCAACCCCAGGACGUACCCAAGGGCCCGGAAGCCUGAGGUGUGCUGGGACAUUAAAAGUGGGGGUGGGGGCGGCGCCUGGCUGGCUCA